AUGAGCAAAACCAUCAAGUUCAACGCCGGCAAGGUCCAGUACGACGAGGAAACUAAAAAGUGUACACCUUUGCCCCACAAGGGUCAGGUCGUCAUCAAGCCACUGGAAGAAGAGGAGGAUUUCUUCAGUUUCCAGUGGACACCAAAGAGCAGCCUGGGCAACGUCGAAAGAGACGAUCUUCUCAUUAUCCCAGGCGACGUCACCUUCAAGCACGUGAAGCUGUGUAAGACUGGAAGAGUCAUUUCUUUGACAUUCUUGAGUUCGGGUGCCAAACACUUGUACUGGCUUCAAGACGUGGGAGACGACGAGCAAUUGGACCACUUGACCACCAAGGACGAGAGGUUGUUGCUGUCGGUGCAGGCGCUUGUGGCAUUGGAAGAGGACGAGCCCGAAGAGGUGAAGGAACAGCCGGUAGAGGAGAAGCAAAAGCAGAGGACACAGGCGCCUAUUACGGCAAUUGACGAUUUGCUUACUACGGACGUCAUCGAGAAGCAUUUGUCGCUGUUGCUGAGCGAAGAGCUUGAGGAGAAGUAUGGAGACUUGUUGCCGGAGGGAGUGAAGCCUACCAAAGAAGAUAUCGCCCGGGUGGUGAGAAACGGCUUUUUCCAGCAGGCCAACAAGGAGUUGAGCAGCACAAUAUUGAACAACGGUGUGGGCCAGAUUUUGGCGAGCAGCUUGGGCUACGAGUACAAGGGCGAAGGCAUCGAUGCAUUCCUCGAGGGACUAAGGAAGUCUAAGUAG
This is a messenger RNA of Candidozyma duobushaemuli, 741 nucleotides long. Its product is annotated as proteasome regulatory particle lid subunit. The transcript is spliced from 2 exons. The record is from RefSeq and is a predicted model, not a curated record. NCBI's taxonomy places the organism in Eukaryota, Fungi, Ascomycota, Pichiomycetes, Serinales, Metschnikowiaceae. Bases 1 to 741 code for a protein of 246 amino acids. Gene Ontology annotation, molecular function: endopeptidase activator activity; ubiquitin binding; proteasome binding. Gene Ontology annotation, biological process: ubiquitin-dependent protein catabolic process. Gene Ontology annotation, cellular component: cytoplasm; nucleus; proteasome regulatory particle, lid subcomplex.